CGGUGUUUCUCAGCGCAAGCAGGUAUGCGUCUCUUAUUUUGAAAAGACAGAGACGGAAGCAAAUGGUUUGGGUUUCCUCCAACUUAACAACUGGACUGCCGCACGUUUUUUGACAGCGGAAAUGAGGAGUCGCCACUUUUUCCGUGUCAAGUUCGUGGCUGAAAGUUUUCUUUCCUUUUUUUCAGCGGAGGAGCCGCAUGUUGUGAAUGCUGUCACAAUGAGAGAGAAAGCGACGGACUUUUUCGCCUGCAGUUUCUCACUGUUGUCCAGUCACUGCUGCUCCUCGCCGACGUCGUUCUGAGUUACUUUAGACGCUUCUCAACACAUUUCCGUUAUGCAAAGUCCAACUUGUUGGUUAGUCGUCGUGCUGCGGUGGGUGCCCAUCCGAGAUAACGGAGAACCAGUGAUUCUCAGCCGGUUUGGUUACUGCAAUGAAUGGUAACACUAUCCAUCCAGUCAACACCACCACAACAGCAGCAGGAGGAGGCCCGGGCGUGGCAACCCCCCUGAGAGGCUGGAGGGAGUUCUGCGAGCUCCACGCCAUCGCCACAGCCCGGCAGCUGGCCGGACACUACCGGAACUUCACUAGGGAGUGGCCACAACAUGACGUGCUCCCACCAGAGACGUUUUCCAAGCAGUUCAGCGACCUCUUCCACCAGCACUUCUGCUGCGAGGUCAACAAAGAUGGCACACCACUCAGCCAAAACACAUGCUCUACAGCAACAAGUGUUUCCUCCACAUCUCCAGUGGCCCCGCCCCUUCCAUCACAGGCUGUGAUUGGUCAAUUGCGGAUCACAUCAUUGUCUGGGGUGCAGGACUAUCGGGAAGCAGGGCGUCCAAGUGGAGGAGCUGCUCUGUUUACUGUGGUGUCACCAAAGGUAGAGCCGGUGGUGGUGAGUCGGGAACAGGAGCAGCCGCUGCAGUGUGCUGCGGGAAACUCUUCAGGUAACCCAGUGGUGCUUAAAGGGUCAACCCGCAGCGUCUGUAGUGGGUCUGUGUGGCUUCGUAGCCGUAGCAAUGAGGAGAUCUCUGGCGCCGAUCAUCGUCAGGUUUCUGAACGGUACUCGUCUGACUCCUCAGCCUCAAAUCCUGGGCAUGCUGACAUCACACACUUUUCUGUCAGUCAUAUUCAGCAGACCGUAAGACGGAUUUUCAAGAAGCGGCCCCUCCCCAGCCCUCCCUCAUCCCAGGACCUGUCUUCUAGCAACUCCACCACCAACAAUCCCUCAAAUAAUGGUGACAGAGCAAGUGGGAUUUUCUCCACAAAUGAGGAGGUGUCUUCCUCCUCUUCUUCCACUCACUCUUCUUCUUGUCAGAACUCUGAAGCCACGUCCCCGGCCACUUCACAUCUGUCUAUGGCCCGUGUAGCUUCUCACUUCCUGGGUCCUUUCCGUUGGCUACGUGGUAGAAGCAUGAGACAGAGGAGGCCAGAAUUGAGUGACUGCUGUAAAGAAGGCCAACUGAGGUACUUGCUGGUGGAUGACACUAUCUCAGACUCUCAGCCCCGCUGGCAACGCUGCCGCCUGCAGGUCAGGAGGAUCAGGGAUGCUCAAGGUGGAGGAAGAGGAGGAGGGGAGAUGUACCAGUUGGAGCUCUAUGAUCCACCAAAGGCCUCCGUUCCUAAGCUGACGACUCUCUGCUUAGAUAUCCAAGAAGUCCGACGUUGCAACCGGCUGGAGAUGCCCGACAACCUGAACACAUUUGUUUUAAAGGUUAAUCGGGGUAGUCUGAUAUUUGAAACGGACAACGACCAGCAGGUCAGCUCCUGGACCACAGAGCUAAAAGAAUGUAUCAGCAACAGGUCUGGCAGUGUGGAUCUGGAGCCCCUCCCCUCACCAGCUGACAGCUCCCUGCCAGCCAAUCACAGAGGGAGCUUUGAGCCAGCAAGUCAAAGUCCUGUCACCUUCAACCUGCCACAGGAUGUCCAGAAGACGGAUCACUUCCUGUUUUCCUACCCCUGGUUCCACGGGCCCAUCUCUCGCGUCAAGGCAGCUCACUUGGUUCAGAGCUGUGGACCAGGUGGUCAUGGAGUGUUUCUGGUCCGACAGAGCGAGACGCGCAGGGGAGACUACGUCCUCACAUUUAACUACCAGGGAAAAGCAAAGCACCUGCGCCUCUCUCUGACAGAGUGGGGUCAGUGCCGGGUGCAGCACCUGCGCUUCCCUUCUGUUAUGGACAUGCUUAGUCACUUCCGCCUCUUCCCCAUCCCACUGGAGUGUGGAGCCGCCGGAGCGGUCACGCUGUCCAGCUUCGUAGUGGCAGGCUCCAGCCCUCCAUCACAGGGUCAGCUCUCAGGCUCUCUCCUGGUGCCUUUCUCCCUUCACCGGUGGAGUUCUGAGCCCAGUUUGGCUCACUGCAGCUUGGCUCGCAGCUCUAGUCAGCCCCCCUCCUCCUGCUCCAGCACCACUUCCAAUCCCAGCUCUGUUUCCCAGCAGGCAAACCACCCAUUCUCUCGCACCAACCCUGUCCCUGACCCUCCUCCGUCAGCCCCUUCUUCUCUGCGUCGAAGUGAAUCAGUAGGGAGGAGGCCUCUGCUUCGCCACCCCAACCCCCACACUCCCAUCAUCCCUCAGCGUGACUCGGACUAUGAGCUGGAACCCGAGCGGGGCCGUAAGCGGGCAAUAGACAACCAGUACAUGUUGCUCUGACCCACUGAGCCAGACACUUCCAUAGCCUCUGAAAGACGGUCGUCGCCUGUGAAGCCAACAUGCUCACACCCUCGAUCGUACAGACACAUUUUGCUACUCCCAUCCAGCUUCGGGUGCGUGGGUGACACACUCUGACCCGACUAUAGCAGACUCAUGAACUUGAGUGAACAAGUCUUUGCUAAAUGAAUGCAGAGCAAUGUGUAUGUCAGUACACAUGCAGUCGGUGUCUGAGCUGGGUGUGUGUUCAUCAGUCAGACCCUCGCAGCCUCCAAACCGAGUGUCCACAGUGAAUGUAUUUUUGGGAGUUUUAUAGUUGUGUUAAUGACGAUGAUGAUUCGUGUUUUAUGAUUGUCGAGGUUCAGUGUGAGAGAGGGAGAGCCACGUGUCUGUCCUCGAGCCCAGGCAAAAAUAUUUCUGUUCUGGUGAAUUUAUAGGCGUGUGCUCGGUUUAACGUCUUCAGCUCUUAACCUGAAAUAGUGGGAAAGCACUGAUUAAAUCAAGUGCUCUUUUAAAUAUUUAAAAGGUGUUUCCAGUUCCCAGUGUGGAGCAAACUGCUACAUGUUUCUGUGAACACAAACAAACAAGCACUCUACUGUAGAGUGUAAUUAUACAUUAUUAUAUGUUGAAGUGCACAUCGCUUUCAGUGCACUUUGGAAACAGUAUUUUUUCUAUACAUGUUCUUUUGUACAAAAAUGAAAAAUAUACAGUAAAAAGGAGAAACCUUGGUUAGAGUCAGGAAGGAAAGCUUUUCCUAGGAACCUGUCAAGCACCUCCUCCACUCCUUCAGGCCUUCACUGAAGCAGUCACAGAGAACCACAGAAAUGAUUCAAGAUCAGCUUUUAUCAGCACAGUUUUUAGCCAAAGAAGGGGGAAACUCGUCACUGCUCGUGGUAUGUGUCCAUUGCGUGUGUCGGAUAAAUGAAAGUGUAAGUUCAUCAGCUUGGUUGUGCUGAUCUCAGUCUGGUACAGUAUUCACCUGGGUCUGAGUGAAUUUGUGUCCCAGUACUCACCACAAAGGCAUUGUGUGUGUGUGCAAAAUUAUCAUUGUCUCAGAAUUCAUUUCUGCCACAAAAACAGAGAAAAUGGAAGGAUGUGAUCACAGUAGACCUGAACAGUGGUUGAUAGAUAUUACCAUGUAAGUUUGUAACACUUACAAAUUAACACAGUAAUAAUAAGUAAUUUGUCCUGAUACUUGCUAAGAGUUUCACAUCAGAAGUACAUACAUACAUAAAUUAGGGAUGUCCCGAUCCAGUUUUUUUUUUUUUUGCCCCGAUACGAAUCCAGAUCCUUUUAAUAUUGUACCGAUUCCAUUAGAAUAUUUAUAUUUACCUUCAGUAAGUGUUCAUAAAAUAUCUGGAUCAGGUCCUGGUUCCAAAAUAGUACAGUUAGUCUUAAAUUAUUGACAUGAAUAAAAGAGUAACAGGGAGCUUGACAACACACUUGUGUAUAAUCCAAGCAGCAAACACACUGGAGUGAUUAAUAUAGCAGCUUAUCGGUUGUGUGACGCGUGUCUCAAAAACGCAACUCGGUCUGCUCAAAUAGAGGACUGCAGUUCUACAUACGGAUCAGAAUUGGAUCAGGUUUUUAGUGGCCGAUGCUGAUCCUGUUGGCAACAAUAUCGGAUCGGGACAUCUCUUAUGAUAUGCUAUGACAGGUGUGACAGAAGAGCCAACAUCAUUGGCUACUAUAGAUUGUCUUUUGUCCCAGUGGCGACACAGAUGAGACAAAGUGCAUCUGUGGGACAAUAAAAGUACUUAAAACAAAUUUUAUUCAGUGUUAAAUUGGUAAUAGAAUAUUAAUUAUACUAAAAUGAUUCAACUCUAUUUUAUUGCUUUUGUGGCAUAAAUAGUAUUCUGUGAAGAAAAUCGCAUUUGGCAAACCAAGGUGUGCAUGUACAUACACACACACACGAGCAUUCAAGAGAGGAUGUAAAACUUGAAAGGCUUCACUCCAAAGAGCAUGAGAGGGUGAAACAGACAAAGGAGAGUAGGAAGUAAAUCUGUGUCAGCCGAAAUAAUUAGCCAUAUCAUGUCCUCUCAGGUCAUGUGGAUUCUCAAAACAAGUGAGGGUCCAAGUACUGGAAACUUCAAACCAGGGUUUCAAAUGCUUGAAACCUUCUUCAAAAAAAGUCUUGUUAUGGUUUGAUAAUCUAGCAUUAAACCCUUAAUGGGCUCUUAAAUGUAGAUGUGAUGCAACUCGAGAACUGACGCUGAAAAUUGUACUGGUGCCUCUAUAGAAAUUCACAUUUAUUUUCUUACAACUUUAGACAAAUCCUGAUUCUGGGAGCAGCAUCACGUCACCGACUCUACCUUGUACACAUAGCAUUAAUUAUAUUUCAUAGUACUUUCUAGAGAUCUUCACCACAGCAGCCAAUAGAAGAAAUGAGGGACUGUGAAAAUUAUAUAUUUUUAGACUAGACAUAUUUUUUAAUAGAACCUCCAUGUUUUUUAAGAAAGGGCUUUUGGGGGUGGGGGUUGGGGGUGUUCAAUUAGCAAAGCUUUAUCCUUUGAACGUGACCAAAUGUGCCGUGAGAUGUUAAAGCGGUCAGACACCAUUCCUCAGUGUAGCUGGUCUUUGCUCGCUGGCUCCAUGUUUCUGUGCCCUUUAAUAGGAUUUUAUGAUUAAUCACUAAUUUGCGGUGCCUUGAGAGGUUUGUCAUUUUGCCUUUAAAGGUUUAAACCAUCAGUUUAAAGCUCCAUAUACAUGAAAUGGCACCGACAACUAUGGCCACCUUGUGUACUCGCGCUCUCUUGUGUUUGUUGUUCACAUUGAGAGCCGCUGUACCAGAGUCAAAUUCCUCAUGUGUCUGACACACCUGGCCAAUAAAGCUGAUUCUGAUUCUCCAGAAUGUACAUCACUCAACUCAGGUGUGAAUUUUAUUGUCCAGAGCUGGUUUACUAGGUUUUGUUAAAGGAUUUUUUACAGAAAAAUACCACAUAGAUUUUUACCAAAGGUCUGCUUCCCCUCAAAAGCAUCCAAAGACCUGAUGUGUAACCCAGACUAAUCCAAACCUUACGGUGAUGAUAAAUGAUGAGCCUGUGGCCGGGUUAGAUUUUUUUGUUCAAUCUUUUGAACCGUGUCUCUCCUCCCAACCCAGAAACUUUCAGAAGCCUUUUGUUGUUUUGGAAAACAGAUGCAGAAAGUCCCAUAAACAAUGAUCAGUUCACAUAAAGGUAGUAGAAGUAUUUUCUCAAAGAUUAAAUACCAAAUUUUCUGUAACUUUUUUUUUUAAAUAACUGAAGUUUUACUUGCCUUUUGGGAAAAAUUGUGCUCGAUUUGUCUUCUAACCUUGCUUUAACACUAACUUUAGCAGUUGAUUUUAAGAUUUACAGUCAGUGAUCCUGUGCUUACUAUUGGGUUUAGACCAGAUUUCUGUCACUCUGCUCUCAUCAUUGUAGUUCCCUGGUUUUCUUCUCCCCAAGAGAAACGCAUAAAUGUAUCUUCAUUUCUUCAUGAAUGUGACCAGGGUAAAUCUGCUGUGAUUACUCCACUUGUUACACAAUAAGUCAGCUUUGUCUACCACAGGAACAAUUUUACAAUGGUUGUGUAGUGCUCUUAAUGUGCCAUCAUGUUUAAGACUGACAACAUUGAAGUGUUUAUAAGGGGAACAAAACAAGGAUGUUUUUGGCAAAAGUACCGUUGGCCUUCCUGCCUUUAUGGCCCGAGUCCAAACAAAUUCCUCGUCACCUCUGGUUUAUUUCCGCUAAAAGAAAAAACUGUAACAAUAUUUAAGGUGGUGAUCAGCCCCCUCUCUUAAUUGCUUGUUUUUAAGAGAGAAUGACUGUGCCUUUGCCAGAAAGCUGCUGUUGCUUUUCCCCUUUUAGAAAGAUCAGUGUGAUGUGGUGCACAACUUCUGUAGUGCAGUAUCUGAGAUGCCCAGUGCUUCACAUGCACAGAGCAGAGGCUUCUGGAUGUUUGAGUUCAGGUAUUGCACCUGCACAAUGUUUGGUAAAUUGUUAACAAAUAGAACUUAGGCUGUGUUUUUAACCAGGGCUGCCCCAAGUUCCUACUGCUUUAGGGCAUCUAGAUUUGUUUCAUGGUUCCCUCCCGUUUGCUUCCAGAACCGAGUUAAUACCAGAAAAGAUCCAUGUGUACCUCAGGUCUAUUUAAUCCAGGUGCAUUUGCUUCAGUAACUAGGGGUGUGCGACAUUGACAAAAAAUAUUUCUAUAUCUUUUGGGAUUUCGUCGAUAACGAUAAGCGGAUGAUUUUUUUUUUUUUUUUUGCAUCAUAUAAAAAUGUCUUUGUCUUACUAGGUCGCGCUUCUUAAUAGCAUAUUAAUUGUUGCUUACUAAAGAUUUUAUUGGAGACAUUUCAUGCACUGAGUUACUUAAAACUGAAGCGUUCAAGAACAAUACACUGAAACUGAUUUUUGCAGAACGAUCCCACUAAAGUUGGCCAAGUGUGUUUCUCCUGUGGUGGACAGCUGACUCCGGAAGCUUUUCGCAUUCUCCGUAUUCCGUGCAGUGGUUAGUACACACGCACACGAUGAAACAAGCUGUCAAGUCUUUAUUAAUGGCAACCGAUUUCCGACAUGGGUUGCACAUUGCUUUUAUUUCCCCCAACAUCUGUCUUGCAAAGCCAGAAUACCUCCGUGUAAGUCAGGAUGAUCCACGUCUAUAGCAAUUAACUUAACGACGUAUAUUGCGAAGCCUUUGCUGUCUGGCCACUCAUUUGUAACUUAACUAAUGCAUUUUUUUUUUUACUAUCUUAACUUGGUGAGGUUGCCUACAUGCAGUGUGCACUCUGAAUGCGCAUGCGCAGAAGUCUAUCAGGUCACCCUACAGGACGCUGGGACGGUGUGGACUUUUAUUUUUGUAGAGCGAGUGAUGUACUCUAACACCAGCUGACACAUCGUUACAACUACAAAUAGGACAUUAUCGCACACCCCUACCAGUAUCCGCGUUAGUCUCCCAGCUAUGCUUGUUUUAAAAUGUACCGUUGAUGAAUGUAAUGUGUUCUCAAUACUGUUCAUCCUAUUUAAGUUGGCACUGUAAAACAUUCCAGGUAAACAUCCCCUCACCAACUGAUUAAAACCACCACAGCCAGUUUUUACAUCCUUUACAUUAUAAGCAUUUAAAUUAUAUCAAAUAUAUAUCAACUGUAUAUUUGACUUUUUGUAAAAUAAAUCUAACCCCAAAA
This is a messenger RNA of Monopterus albus (swamp eel), 7788 nucleotides long. It is a transcript of the gene sh2b3, whose product is annotated as SH2B adaptor protein 3. The record is from RefSeq and is a predicted model, not a curated record. Gene Ontology annotation, molecular function: transmembrane receptor protein tyrosine kinase adaptor activity. NCBI's taxonomy places the organism in Eukaryota, Metazoa, Chordata, Actinopteri, Synbranchiformes, Synbranchidae. The transcript is spliced from 8 exons. Bases 432 to 2648 code for a protein of 738 amino acids. Gene Ontology annotation, cellular component: plasma membrane. Gene Ontology annotation, biological process: intracellular signal transduction.